AUGUCCUUGAUCAUCAACACUUUCUACUCAAACAAAGAGAUCUUUCUGAGGGAGCUCAUUUCCAAUUCCUCAGACACUCUGGAUAAGAUCAGAUACAAGAGCUUGACAGACCCUAGUAAACUGGACUCGGGAAAGAAGCUGCACUUUAACCUCAUUCCCAAUAAACAAGACCGAACCCUCACUAUUGUGGAUACUGGCAUUGGAAAGACCAAGGCUUACUUGAUCAAUAACCUUGGCACUACUGCCAAGUCAGGCACCAAAGCCUUCAUGGAGGCUUUGCAGGCUGUGACUGUCAUCAUGAAGUGUAAUGACGAUGAGAGAAAUAAAAAGAACAACAUCAAGUUGUAUGUUCACAGAGAUUUUAUCAUGGAUAACUAUGAGGAGUUAAUUGCUGAGUAUCUGAAUUUCAUCAGAGGGGUGGUGGAUUCUGAAGAUCGCCCUCUAAAUAUUUCCCGGGAAAUGCUGCAACAAAGCAAAAUUCUGAAAGUUAUCAGAAAGAAUUUGGUCAAGAAAUGCUUAGAACUAUUUACUGAACUGGCUAAAGAUAAAGAGAACUACAAAAUGUUUUAUGAACAGUUCUCAAAAAAUAUAAAGCUUGAAAUUCAUGAAGACUCUCAUAAUCAGAAGAAGCUUUCAGAGCUGGUGAGAUACUACACAUCUGCUUCUGGGGAUGAGGUGGUCUCUCUGAAGGACCACUGCACCAGAUUGAAGGAAAACCAGAAGCACAUCUAUUUUAUCACAGGUGAGACCAAGGUCCAGGUUGCUAACUCAGCCUUUGUGGAACAUCUCCAAAAGCAUAGCUUAGAAAUAAUCUAUAUGAUUGAGCCCAUUGAUGAGUAUCGUAUGCAACAGCUGAAGGAAUUUGAGGGGAAGACCUUGGCCACAUAUGGGUGGACAGCGAACAUGGAGGGAAUCAUGAAAGCUCAAGCCCUCAGAGACAAAUCAAAAAUGGGUUACAUGGCAGCAAAGAAACAGCUGGAGAUAAACCCUGAUUGCUCCAUUAUUGAAACCUUAUGGCAAGAGGCAGAGGCUGACAAAAACGACAGGUCUGUGAAGGAUCUGUUCAUCUUGCUGUAUGAAACUGCACUCUGGUCUUCCAGCUUCAGUCUGGAAGAUCCCCAGACUCAUGCUAACAGGAUCUACAAGAUGAUCAAACUGGGUCUAGAUAUUGAUGAGGAUGAUCCUACCAUGGACGAUACCAGCGCUGCUGUAACUGAAGAAAUGCUACUCCUGGAAGGAGAGGACAACACAUCACACAUGGAAGGAGUAGACUAG
Molecule: messenger RNA, 1275 nt
Organism: Rattus rattus (black rat)
Lineage: Eukaryota; Metazoa; Chordata; Mammalia; Rodentia; Muridae
Product: heat shock protein HSP 90-alpha-like
Exons: 4
Coding region: 1-1275 (424 amino acids)
Biological process (GO): protein stabilization; protein folding; cellular response to heat
Cellular component (GO): neuronal cell body; perinuclear region of cytoplasm; cytosol
Molecular function (GO): ATP binding; ATP-dependent protein folding chaperone; disordered domain specific binding
Source: RefSeq, a predicted model, not a curated record